This is a messenger RNA of Phymastichus coffea, 834 nucleotides long. RefSeq names its product elongation of very long chain fatty acids protein 7 (gene bond). The transcript has 6 exons. The record is from RefSeq and is a predicted model, not a curated record. The coding region runs from base 16 to 819 and encodes 267 amino acids. Gene Ontology annotation, molecular function: fatty acid elongase activity. Gene Ontology annotation, cellular component: endoplasmic reticulum membrane. NCBI's taxonomy places the organism in Eukaryota, Metazoa, Arthropoda, Insecta, Hymenoptera, Eulophidae. Gene Ontology annotation, biological process: very long-chain fatty acid biosynthetic process; fatty acid elongation, monounsaturated fatty acid; fatty acid elongation, polyunsaturated fatty acid.
UUUAACCGUCAAUCAAUGGCUAGUAUAAUAGGGCACGUCGUCAGUAAUUAUAAUGAGAUUUUGGAAUCGAGGAAAGAUCCUGUCGUGGAUACAUGGUUGCUGAUGGGCAGUCCGCUGCCAGUUUUCGUAAUAAUUGCAGUCUAUCUUACUUUUGUUCUCAAAAUUGGUCCGAGAAUUAUGGAAAAGAGGCCAGCCUACGAGCUCAAAAGAGUUAUUAUAUUCUACAACGCUUUCCAAGUAUUCUUCAGUAUAUGGUUAACAAUCAUUACCUUCAAUAUCGAUGUCAUGGAUCUACUAUUUGCUGAUAACUGUAAUACCGAAAAUGCAAUACCAAUAAAUAAAAAAAUACAAUCUACGUUGUCACUAGGAGGCUGGUGGUAUUUUUUUUCAAAAAUCACCGAGCUGUUGGAUACUGUUUUUUUUAUUCUUAGAAAAAAGUACAAUCAAGUGUCUUUUCUUCACGUGUAUCAUCACACAAUUAUGGCUUUAUUUUCAUGGUGCUAUAUCAAAUUUUUACCUGGCGAACAAGGCAUUGUCAUCGGUUUUCUCAACAGCUUUGUACAUAUUGUUAUGUAUUUAUAUUAUUUGAUCGCAGCUCUUGGCCCACAAUACAGAAAAUAUUUAUGGUGGAAAAAGUACAUGACGUGGAUGCAAUUGGUUCAAUUUAUGAUGAUGUUUGUAUAUCUAUUGUUUACUCUUGCUGUAGACUGUCGGAUGCCGAAAGCUCUUACCUAUUUUUUUCUUACUAAUGUCAGUAUCUUUAUUUACCUUUUCGCUAAUUUUUAUAGAAAUGCAUAUAAAGUUAAAAAAGUAUUGUAAAAUAUUAGCUACUUA